AUGACAGUUGGUCAUACCGAAUCAAAUGAUAAAUCCACAUGCAAAUCAAGUAUCCAUAAUGCUUUUCAAUUUUUACAAUUAUUACUUUUACAAAAACUUUGUUCAAAUGAAUAUUCAUUCAAUACUUUAACAACACGAUAUUCCUAUCAUCAACAGCAUAAAUGUAGUCGAAAAUAUAAUAAAAAUUGUUCUUAUCAAGUAUUUCUUGGUGGUUCAUGCAAUCCGACAACAUGGCGUCAUGAUCAAGCAAUACCCUAUUUUCAAUCACGAUCCGUUUCCUAUUUUAAUCCACAAGUAAAUAAUUGGACGGAAGAUUUAGUUGAAAUUGAACAUAAUGCAAAAGAAUUAGCACCAUUAUUAUUUUUUGUUAUUGAUCAUGAUACGCGAGCUUUAGCAUCAAUUAUUGAAGUUAGUUAUUUAGCAGCAAAAGGACGAAAUUUAAUUGUCGUUAUGAAUGAUAUUAAUCGACAAAAUGCAAAAUUUUUAAAAUCUUAUAAUGAUGAAAAUGAACAACAACAACCACAUAUCGACAAUGAUUAUGAUAAUGUUUAUCGAGCUCGGAAAGCAUUAAAAUUUUUAUUAAAAAGUAUAAAUAUACCCAUUUUUGAUAGUGUUAAUGUAGCAUUAGAAUGUGCAGCAUUCAUCUUAGAUUCAACAAGUAGAAUAGUUGAUGAAAAUAAUAAUGAUUCGGAAACUUAUACUGAACAACCAUCAUCCAAUUCCUGUUUACCAGAUACAGAUGCAAAUCGAACACAAUCUGUCGUUGUAAUACGUUCAUUAUCAAAUAAAAUAAUGUAUAAUUCAAAUGAUGAAUUUUAUAAUGAAAUAAAAAAACAAAUUGAAUGUGAAAAAAAUUCAUCUUCCCAGGAUUUUCAUAGACGAAAUAGUUCUGCUGAGAUUUCUCAAUCAUUAUCACAAUCAUUAUCAAAAUUAUCGCCAAUGAAAUCUUGUCCAAUUGUUCCGUCACACUCAAAAUCGAUUCAACAUACAAAAACUUGUUAA
Messenger RNA from Didymodactylos carnosus, 1002 nucleotides. NCBI's taxonomy places the organism in Eukaryota, Metazoa, Rotifera, Eurotatoria, Philodinida, Philodinidae. The record is from the annotation of a GenBank genome assembly.